Messenger RNA from Nerophis lumbriciformis (worm pipefish), 1653 nucleotides. The record is from RefSeq and is a predicted model, not a curated record. Lineage: Eukaryota; Metazoa; Chordata; Actinopteri; Syngnathiformes; Syngnathidae.
AUGGGAUGCGUCAAAAGCAAAGAGGACAAAGGCCCCGCCAUCAAAUACGGCCAGGAGAAUCCUUCGCCGACCGAACCCAAUGCCGCCGCCGCCCUGCCCCACACUGGACACUACGGGCCAGAUCCGACCCAGUUACAACCCACUCUGCCGCCUUCCGCCUCCUGCGCUGGUGCAACUAACUUCAACUCUCCCUUCACGCCCUUCGGAGGGUCCUCAACUGGUAUGACCCCCUUUGGAGGGGCGUCCUCCUUCACCGGUCCAGUCUCCAACUCCUUCUCUGGUUCCGUCCCGAGUGGCGUGACCUUUUUUGUGGCGUUGUAUGACUACGAGGCCAGAACGUCGGACGACCUGUCGUUUAAGAAAGGCGAUCGAUUCCAGAUCAUCAACAAUACGGAGGGAGACUGGUGGGAAGCUCGCUCCAUCACCAGUGGGAAGAAAGGCUACAUUCCCAGCAACUACGUAGCGCCUGCAGACUCCAUACAGGCUGAAGAGUGGUAUUUUGGAAAAAUGGGCCGAAAAGACGCGGAGAGAUUGCUGCUGAAUCCAGGAAACCAUCGAGGGACCUUCCUGGCGCGAGAAAGCGAAACCACCAAAGGUGCGUUCUCUCUCUCCAUCCGCGACUGGGACGAAACCAGAGGUGACAACGUGAAGCACUAUAAAAUCCGUAAGCUGGACAGUGGCGGGUACUACAUCACCACGCGAGCGCAGUUUGACACCUUGCAGAAACUUGUCAAACACUACACAGAACAUGCUGAUGGACUCUGCCACAAGCUCACCAGCGUUUGCCCAACUGUCAAGCCUCAGACACAAGGUCUUGCCAAGGAUGCUUGGGAGAUACCCCGAGAGUCCCUAAGACUAGAGCUGAAGCUGGGUCAAGGCUGCUUUGGAGAGGUCUGGAUGGGUACAUGGAACGGCACCACCAAAGUGGCCAUUAAGACGUUGAAGCCAGGAACCAUGUCACCAGAAGCUUUCCUGCAAGAGGCUCAGAUCAUGAAAAAGCUACGACACGACAAACUGGUGCCGUUGUACGCUGUCGUAUCUGAGGAACCCAUUUACAUCGUCACUGAGUACAUGGCUAAAGGGAGCUUGCUCGACUUCCUUAAAGAAGGCGACGGAAAAUUCCUGAAGCUUCCCUUGCUGGUCGACAUGGCUGCACAGAUUGCUGACGGAAUGGCGUUCAUCGAAAGGAUGAACUAUAUCCACCGAGACUUACGCGCCGCCAACAUUUUAGUGGGUGAAAACCUGGUGUGCAAAAUUGCUGACUUCGGCCUGGCCAGGUUGAUAGAGGACAACGAGUACACUGCGAGGCAAGGAGCAAAAUUCCCUAUCAAGUGGACGGCACCGGAAGCGGCACUUUACGGUCGCUUCACCAUUAAGUCGGACGUGUGGUCCUUUGGUAUCUUGAUAACCGAGCUAGUCACCAAAGGCAGAGUGCCGUACCCAGGCAUGGUGAAUCGCGAGGUUCUCGAGCAGGUAGAGCGCGGCUACCGCAUGCCUUGCCCGCAGGGAUGCCCAGAGUCCCUGCAUGAAAUGAUGAAGCUGUGCUGGAAGAAGGAAGCGGACGAGCGGCCCACUUUCGAGUAUAUUCAGUCCUUCCUGGAGGACUACUUUACCGCCACAGAACCCCAGUACCAGCCUGGGGAGAACCUAUAG